Molecule: messenger RNA, 459 nt
Organism: Strongylus vulgaris
Lineage: Eukaryota; Metazoa; Nematoda; Chromadorea; Rhabditida; Strongylidae
Source: the annotation of a GenBank genome assembly
AUGAUUGACUCGCUAAUGGAAUCAUUCAGUGAUGCUUCAGCUUCUUUUACGCCCAGAGUAGCUCUGAAGCAAAUCAUCGAUGAAGACAACAAUGAUUCAUACACACGGACCCUGCAACAGAUCAAAGCUCGCUUACGUGUAGUCAUACCAUGCAUGAACCUCGCAACUGAUCGACGUGGCUUCCUGAUAAGAGCAAACCAGAUGUGGAUGACAAAUAGCGAAUACGUAUUUCUAAUGCUCAACAUACGUUGCACUGGCUUCGGAAGAGCUAGAGCGGAAAAAGAGAUUCCUGCGAACGGCUUGGCGCCCGUUUGGGAAGACAGUGUUAACGGCAACAUUGAUGGCAUGGACUCUGUGGCUAACUCAGCUGCAAAAUAUAUGAUUGCGAUGAGCGAUCUUCAAAUAGGAACAAGAUCGUGGAUGAUUUCUGCAUUUGCAGCUCGACUUGAACACCGAUAA